AGUGAGCAUAUACUUAUGCGUAUUAUUAUUAUUGUAAAUUCAAGUAUGCCCAAUCUCCACGAGGUCGAGCAAUAAUAUCGAAAUAAAUAUCUUCAGCCUGUGUUUCUGAUUGUUCGCUGACGAUAUAAUUGGAAGCAUCCUGCCAUCCACUUGAUGAAACUAAAACUACGAAAUGGAAUCCUUACAAUGCUAUCCUCUCAAUGAAAGUUGUGACUUUAAAAAUGACUUGUGCUACACAAAGGACCACAUUGUAGUCCAGGACUUAUAUCUGUACGACGUACCAACAGAGCUGAAAGAGGAAGACAUGCUUGAGCAUUUCAAUAGAUUUGGAAAAGUCGGACGUCUGCAACUCUCUGACAAUGAUAGAUGUAGUCCUGGUCAAACUAAUUCGGAUUCAUCAGGCAGCUUGAAAACACAUCAGCAGGAGAAGGAGAUGAAAACUGGACGCGUUUUAUUUGACAAUCCACUCGAUGCAGCCAAAGUGUUGCUUAAUGAGACCCAUAAUGUCAAUGGACAUCAAUUCCAUGUCAUGGUCAGCCACAGUUGGCUUCAACCCGAAGCCAACGACAUUUUGGAGCCAUCAAGUAGUCAGCCCGAAGAGUCGCAUGUAAUGAAGGUUCCUGAUGAUUGCCUAAUCCGAAUUCUAAAACUUCUUCCGUUAUCCGAUCAAUUGCGCUUUCUACGAUACUGCAGUCCAUUUCGAGAUGUACUACAUCUGGAUACAAGAACAUUACACAAGUCAGUCGUAAUCAACAAGUAUUUAUCCGAAUGGGAUAUACGUGACCUGUUUAUUAUAUUUGGACGAUAUAUUCAAAGUAUUGAGUAUAGCUCUUUUCGGUCGAAAAUAGAUUUUGAACGCUUUUUAAAUUAUUUUGAAAAGAAUUGCGUGAAUGUAAAGUCCAUAAAACUGAAAAAUACUAAACUAUCUUGUAGGAAUAUGCAAAAAAUGCUUUUCGGCUCUGACUGUUUGGAAUAUCUGGACAUUUACGGAGGCAAUCUAUAUAAUGACUGUUUGGUAGUUUUAAAGGAUUUAAGGAAAUUAAAACAGCUGUGCAUUCGCGAUUGUAAUCAACUUAGUGAAGAUUUAGAAAAAAGCGAGCUAACUGAUGACAGUUUGGCGAUAUUACAGGAUUUAAAAGAACUAAAAAUUCUCAACCUUUCCCGUAAUCAUAAACUUAGAGGUGAUCUAAAACUUCCAACCUCCAUCGAGACUCUGGAUCUUUCCGGUUGUGCAGGAAUACUUUCCAGAAAUUAUAUUCGGAUCUGCAAGUCUUUACCAAACCUAAAGAAGCUCGACAUCAGUGGUAACCGCUACAUACCCGUCAAUAUCUAUGAUUAUCUACUUUCAAUAGAAACAUUCGCAUUUGAGAUUGAAAGAGAAACCCCCUAUAAGAAAAUAGCAAAAUUGCCUAAUCUCAAAAGAAUUUAUAUAAAGGAAAUUAGAUCAAGCCACGUGUUUGAAGAUCUUCUUAGUGAACUUGUCGCUGAAAAAUCGCAGCAAUUGGAAUACUUUGAAAAUGACAGCUGUCUCGAGUAUUAUACAGAAGAGCUCCUUCAAUUAGCAAAGUUAACCGGAUUGCGGGAACUUCAUUUUUAUGGCGAGGAUAACAUUGACGAUGAUAUUCUGGAAAAGUUUUCCAACUUUAAGGAGCUGGAGGUCAUUUCUUUUGAGGGUGGUUAUCCAAUUAGCAAUGCCGCCAUUUUACGUCUAAUUGCUGGCUGCCCAAAGUUGAGGAAUUUAAGAUUUCAGGAAUGCCUAGACCUGACGGAAGAUUUAGUACACAGAAUUAUUGAAGACGUGGAACGUGAAAUUGAGAAAAAGGUGAACCAGCGUCAAUUGCCUAUCGAUAUUUAUCUGAAGUCCUGCAAAAUUAGAAAGUCCAUCAAUACUCAUCCUGACGUAGUUAAUAAUAAUAUACUUAAGACUGUCAUUAAAAAUUGA
Messenger RNA from Drosophila willistoni, 1942 nucleotides. RefSeq lists its product as uncharacterized. Gene Ontology annotation, molecular function: protein binding; RNA binding. Gene Ontology annotation, biological process: SCF-dependent proteasomal ubiquitin-dependent protein catabolic process. The record is from RefSeq and is a predicted model, not a curated record. Gene Ontology annotation, cellular component: SCF ubiquitin ligase complex. The transcript is spliced from 4 exons. The coding region runs from base 173 to 1942 and encodes 589 amino acids. NCBI's taxonomy places the organism in Eukaryota, Metazoa, Arthropoda, Insecta, Diptera, Drosophilidae.